This is a messenger RNA of Salpingoeca rosetta, 719 nucleotides long. RefSeq lists its product as uncharacterized. Gene Ontology annotation, biological process: Golgi to plasma membrane protein transport. Bases 159 to 719 code for a protein of 186 amino acids. Gene Ontology annotation, cellular component: trans-Golgi network. NCBI's taxonomy places the organism in Eukaryota, Choanoflagellata, Craspedida, Salpingoecidae. The record is from RefSeq and is a predicted model, not a curated record. The transcript is spliced from 7 exons.
GACGAAAUCCAAACAAAUCAACAACAAACGCGCAACCAACCACAAAGCAACAAACAAACGAGCACCCACCAUUGUCCUUCGCUCGCUCCGCACCUUUCCUUCCUAUCUGGCUGACAUCCCCUUCCCAUCCCUUCCAUCCCUUGCUUGUGUGGGUCGAGAUGGGAGACAGUCGACCAUUUGAGACUGUGGUGCAGCCUGGAACUGCUUUGGGGCCGUUCCUGCUCGGCUCCACCAUCAACACGGUCAUUGCGUUCCUCAAAGAGAACUUUGAAACGUUCCACGCCGUCGACUUUGUCUACAACUCCGAGAACCCGCUUGGCCAGGACCUCUUGCUCAACAUUGACGAGUACUGCUUGCAGCUGCGCUUUGAUCCGCAAAACCAAUGCCUCAAGGCGAUUGAGGUGUACGGCUUUGACAACAUUCGACUUCAAUACGAGAAAUCUGCGUUUGGGGGCCAGCCCGUAUGCGACUAUGGCUUCCGUGAAAUCCAUCAAGUGUUCGGCAUCACGCGUGCAGACUUCAACUCGGUGGAGAAGGCCUACUUCCUCGACUACCCCGGCUUGCGCCUGGGCUUCAACGUCCCCGAGAAAUGGGUGCAAACGUAUGCACACAAGAAGGCAGACUUGGCACAGUCGCUCGCAUUUCCAGACGGCGAGACUGCCACCCUGUCUUCACUUCUCGUGUUUUGCGCCUCAACGAUGACUGCGACGCACUUUUAA